AUGGCUGCGGAAGCUGGACACUUGGAAAUUCUAAAAUGGGUACAUGAGAAUGGAUGUCCCUGGAAUGAGUGGACAUGCACAGCGGCAGCAAAGAAUGGUCACUUUGAAAUUCUCCAAUGGGUGCGACUAGAUGGGUGCCCUUGGGAUCAGGGUACGUGCACGGGUGCUGCCGAAAAUGGACAUUUGGAAAUGCUAAAGUGGGCUCGUGAGAAUGGAUGUCCAUGGAGUACAACAACCUCUUGGGCAGCCGCUAAAGAAGGUCACUUUGAGGUACUGAAAUGGGCCAGGGAGAAUGGAUGCCCCUGGGAUGAUUCCGUGUGCAAUGCGGCUGCAGGAGCUGGUCAUUUUGAAAUUAUGAAAUGGGCCCAUGAGCAUGGAUGUCCAUGGGGUGAAUCCACAUCCUCCAUUGCUGCUGGGAAUGGUCAUUUUGAAAUUCUAAAGUGGGCUCUGGAGCAUGGAUGCCCCCGAGAUGAAUUAACCUGUUCGAAUGCCGCCAGAGGUGGUCAAUUGGAGAUUCUGCAAUGGCUGCACGAGAAUGGGUUUCCGUGGCAUGCAAACACAUGUUCCUAUGCUGCUGGAAGUGGCCAUUUACACGUUUUAAAAUGGGCCCACGCAAAUGGGUGCCCAUGGGAUGCCAGAACAUGUGCUGCAGCUGCUUUGAGUGGACAUUUGGAGGUACUACAAUGGGCUCGUGAAAAUGGUUGCCCGUGGGAUAGAAAUACAUGCAAGAAAGCUGCAGAGCGGGGCCAUGUGGAAAUCCUAAAGUGGGCUCAAGAGAAUGGAUGCCCAGAUUAG
Messenger RNA from Seminavis robusta, 795 nucleotides. Lineage: Eukaryota; Bacillariophyta; Bacillariophyceae; Naviculales; Naviculaceae. The record is from the annotation of a GenBank genome assembly.